Gloeophyllum trabeum ATCC 11539 is the source of this 621-nucleotide messenger RNA. RefSeq names its product STE3-like pheromone receptor. The coding region runs from base 1 to 621 and encodes 206 amino acids. Gene Ontology annotation, cellular component: membrane. Gene Ontology annotation, biological process: G protein-coupled receptor signaling pathway. Gene Ontology annotation, molecular function: mating-type alpha-factor pheromone receptor activity. The record is from RefSeq and is a predicted model, not a curated record. Lineage: Eukaryota; Fungi; Basidiomycota; Agaricomycetes; Gloeophyllales; Gloeophyllaceae. The transcript is spliced from 5 exons.
AUGUCGGAUAGGACGUAUCCGCUCUUCCCUGUCGUGGCUGCCCUUGGGUUCACCCUUGUGCUUAUUCCCCUGCCUUGGCAUCUCCGCUCGUGGAACUCCGGGAUAUCUUACUACAUCGCCUGGGUAGCCUUGGGCUGCCUCGUUCAGUUCAUUGACGCCAUCGUAUGGCACGAUAAUACGUUGAAUCUCGCUCCAGUGUGGUGCGAUAUCUCGACUAGGAUACUUGUUGCUGCGUCCUUCGGCAUACCCGCGGCAUCACUCUGCAUUCAGAGACGACUCUAUCGAAUUGCGUAUAUGAAGUUCUCCGCAGAUCAGGCCGCGCCGCGCCGGUCCGUGGUCAUAGACAGCAUCAUUUGUGUGCUAAUGCCUACGAUCUACUUGGGUUUCUACUACGUCGUAGAAGGACAUCGCUUCGACAUCUUCGAAGAUAUCGGUUGCUUACCCGUCUUCUACAACACGAUACCAACCAUUUUCUUGAUAUACAUAUGGCCCCUCGUCCUGGGUCUCAUAUCAGCAGUCUACUGCACGCUCUCCAUGAUCGCCGUCAUCCGACGGCUAAAUGAGCUUGACAAGCUCUUUGCCUCCACCCCGAAUAUGAAUACCAGUCGUUAUCUUCGCUAA